Messenger RNA from Meloidogyne enterolobii, 890 nucleotides. NCBI's taxonomy places the organism in Eukaryota, Metazoa, Nematoda, Chromadorea, Rhabditida, Meloidogynidae. The record is from the annotation of a GenBank genome assembly.
CUGGGAGAGCACCUCAUCAACAGCUUGAUCGGUAGACCAUCGGUAUUUGGUUAGCGAAAUCGCCUUAAUUAUCGAUUUUAUUAAUUUAUAUUCAUUACCAGGAAUUCCAAAACCAAUUCCUAAUUUUCUGUUAUUUCCUUUUAAAUUUUUUUCCUUUUCAUUCCGUCUCAUGCCUUCCGGAAUUAAAAAAUACGUAGAAACGAUCAACGGAACUAUUCAUAAUUUUUGGUCACAAGACUAGAUUAAUUCGUAAUUUUUAUGGAGAAGAGAAAAUAAUAAAAUACUAUGUAAAGUUGGGGAGUAAACGAAAAGGAUAAUGGAAGCAUUUUUACCUUGUUUAUUUUUAAAAUUAAUUUUUCCAGUAAAGAAGAGCAUCGAACUGUUCGACCUAAAAAGGAAGACGAGCAAGCAUUAAAAAUCAAAGAAGCGCCUCGCAUUUCUUCAGCAAUGUUUUUAAAAUACAACACUCAAUUGGGACCUCCUUUCCAUGUUAUCGUUGAUACAAACUUUGUCAAUUUUAGCAUCAAAAAUCGGAUAGAUGUUAUGAAAGGAUUUAUGGAUUGUCUUUUUGCUAAAGUAUUUCCAUACAUUCCUGAUUGUGUUCUUGGUGAAUUAGAAAAGCAGGGACGUCGUUUUAAAUUGGCUUUAAAAAUUAUUAAAGACCAGCGGUUCCAAAGACUUCAUUGUUCUCAUAAGGGAAUUUAUGCGGACGAUUGUAUUGUUCAAAGAAUUACUCAGCACAAAUGUUAUAUUGUUGCUACUUGUGACAGAGAUUUACGAAUGCGUAUACGUAAAAUUCCAGGGGUUCCAAUUAUGUAUAUUCGAGAUCAUCGUUAUACUAUUGAAAGAAUGCCUGAUGCUUAUGGUGCACCAAAAUUGUAAAGAAAAAA